UGCUCUGCUCUGCCCUCCCUCCAGUUACAGUCAUCCCUCACCAGCGCUUCGUGCAAGGACGAGAGAAGAACAACAAUAGAGCGCUAACUGGCCUUGACGCCAUCCUCCCCGCAAUGGAUCGACUGAACAACAUCAACCCCUUCACCAAGAGGGACUCGCACACCUCGCAGGCCGUUGCCACCUACAAGAUACUGAGCAUCGCGACCUGGCUGGCCUCGCUGCUCGUUACGCUCUACUAUACCUUCAAUGAUGUCUACGAUGGCUACCACAUCAGGCGCAGGAUCUGGGACAUCAAUGACGCCUACCUGACGGGCUUCCGCAUGGACCACCUGAUCACGUCCCUGUACUGGCUCGCCCUCUUCAUCCUCCAACUAGGAUACGUCGCCGCUCUCUUUUCCAACAACCUCGACCGAAAGAACGCCGCCUGCGCCGUCGGCAGCCACUUCAUCCUCAACAAUAUCCUGCACUUCGCCUUUGUCCUGCUGUUCGUCUACGGCCACUUUGUCAUUGCCGAGGUCAUCCUGGUGUUCAACUUCAUCAACCUGACGUCCCUGUACUUCCGUCACAAUGCCUACCCGCGCUCCAUCCACGUGCCCGUCGUUUCGGGGCCCCUCGCCUGGACCUUUGUGGCCAUCUACUGGAACGGCGCCAUCAUGGCGUACCACCCGGAGAACCUGGUGGCGAGGAUCUUUGCCAACAUCUUUGUGUGGUCCAUCCUCGUCUACGGAGGCUUCUUCCUGGUCGCCUACAAGGACUACACCAUGGGCUUCAACCUGAGUGUCCUGGCCGCCGCCCUGGGCGUCGCCCAGUUCUUCCGCCAGGUCAUUGCCCUGCAGUGGAUCUUCUCCUUCACCAUCAUGGCCGUCCUCUUUGUCGCCUCGCUCUCCAUCGCCGUCCCGACCUGGUCUGGGCAGCACAAUAGCUGGACCACGCGCCGCUCCGAGCAGGCCCCGCCCCAGGAUGCCGAGCGCGCGCCGCUCCUGCAGGGCAACUAGGGGAAAGAACAGGGUGAAGCAAUCGGAUGAGAGGAGGGUCAUGUCAUGUGCUCUCUCCAUCCCCCCGAUAUCCUGUCACUUACAACCGACACGGUCUACCACCAGCUAAUGGCUGUCGACGCUCCUCUCAAAAGCUCUGUCAACCCCCUUUUUCACAUAUCUCAAAUUGCCUAUUGCGACUCGAAACAUGUUCUCAUAUCCCCAGAGGAUCACACCUCUACACCGAAAAGUCUAAUGAUUUCUAUGCGAUGCGGACCCUUUGUACACGGCCUGUUUAUUUUCACCCAUCACACCUUACAUGGAUUGUGGCGAUGAUAUGGGUGAGGCACGUUUAGCGCCUGGUGGCGACGAUUGGUGCGCAUACGGAGAAGUCGCUUAAUAUUGCAGUUUGUCUCUGGUUGGUCUCUCUCUACAGGUUUAUUAGCAUGGAAAUGGUACUUAUGCGCUGCUUUUGAUUUAUCAGUCGUUUCCAUCUGUUGAAGUCCGGGAAUGAUGCCAUGAUGAAAGCAUGUUGUGCUGACUGCCCUUCUUCUUGC
Molecule: messenger RNA, 1531 nt
Organism: Gaeumannomyces tritici R3-111a-1
Lineage: Eukaryota; Fungi; Ascomycota; Sordariomycetes; Magnaporthales; Magnaporthaceae
Exons: 3
Coding region: 114-995 (293 amino acids)
Source: RefSeq, a predicted model, not a curated record